Molecule: messenger RNA, 1677 nt
Organism: Saccoglossus kowalevskii
Lineage: Eukaryota; Metazoa; Hemichordata; Enteropneusta; Harrimaniidae
Product: EF-hand and coiled-coil domain-containing protein 1
Molecular function (GO): calcium ion binding
Source: RefSeq, a predicted model, not a curated record
AUGGAGAGGUCGGAGUCUUAUAUUUUCCCGGCCCGUCGCGCACAGUGGAUUGUGAGUGCUUUGGCUUAUAACUAUGGACUGGACAGGGGAGUGGAAAACGAAAUCGUCGUACUGGCCGCAGGACUCGAUCAGUAUCUUCAGGAAAUAUACCAUCACUUGGAUUCCAAUGGGGACCAGAAACUUCCCUGUCAGGAUUUCAAAGUUUUGUGCGAAAUUUUGGGACUACUGGGUGACGGCGAAAACGAUAUAGGGAAUAGUGUAAUUUUGUUCAAAAACUUGCCAGAGGAGUUGGAUUUCAAGGAAUUCCACAUGCGAUUAGGCGAAUAUUUUGCUUCUCGGGGCGAUAAAGCUUACAAGGCCGUGCCUGAGUGCACCCAUGAUACAGAGCACAUCGAUACAGAACUUCGAUUGAGACACCCGAGAACGGGACUGACUCUACAUACAAUGUGCGUCGAAUGUUUCAGCAGCAAACCAAUAACAGACAUAUAUAAAUCGCUUCUGCACGUCCAAGGGAGAGAAGAUAAUACCGAAAACAGCGAGGCUAAUUCGAAGGAGAGUGGCGUGAAGGAACCGGCACAGGGAUCAAAUGAACGGACCCUGGGCGACCAGGUGAGAGAACUGAAACGGGAACUCGUGAAAUCACACGAAGAGAACGAAAGUCUGCGAGAGGUUGUCGAGGACAUGCGACUGGCGCUGCAGAGCAACGACGCAAGGUCACUAGCUUUGCAGGUGGCAUUCAGAAAAACCCACCUACUACACGAGAAAUGCGAAGUCAAAAAAACAAAGUACCGAACACGGUCCCCCCUUACACAGUCCAAAAGCAUCGAAGCGCUGGUCCAGGAGUUGAAUCACCUACGGGAGUCACGUGACAACCAGUUGGAAGAGGCGAUGCGGUUCACGCAACAACUAGAGGCGGAUUUAUUGCGAUCGAGGAGAGAACUUUUAGAACUGGAGUACAAUAAUAACGUGCUAACAACAAAUCAAAGAGCUAUGUACCAGGAAUUGGAGAAGACGAGAAAGACAGUGAGCGAAAGUUUAUCAAAAGUGCGAUGUUUAGAAGGACGUGCCCGCCAAAACGCCGAAACUCAACAGUGCAAAAUAUUGGAACUGGAGCAGCGACUGGCUCCCUGUACCAGUGCGAGUGAAAGCAACAUUGAAGAAACUGAUACAGGGUGCAAAGAAAAUGAUGAUAAUGUCAGUGACCAAUCAGAACGCAUCUCUCCAGCAGGUGACUCAGACACUUCAGGCGGUGACAACCAAUCAGAAAGCAGCAUUAGCAGUGAAGAGCAGUUGUUCCGGGCAGUUGAAGGAAGAGCAGCUUCAGAUGAAGAGAGUCAGUGGCAGGAAAACAAACAUGAAGAUGAUUACAAGCAGAUAGACGAUGAUGAUGAAGAAGAAGAACAAGAAGAUGAAGAAGAUAACUAUAUCACUAUGGAGAAGAUGAGAAUAAGAAUUGAAGAGUUGACUGAACAAGUUCAGCAAAUGGAAGACGCAAGACUAGCAGCUGAAGAAGAAACAGAAGGGGUAUGUGCAACACAUCCUUCACCUUUGAUCUCAGAAAUCACCAAUAAAUUUAGGACAAAAAAGCAUAAAAGUCUUUCAGAACUGAACAUAAAAACUAUUACCAUUCCUUUAAAAGUCUUAUAUAUUAGAAAAACUAAAGGAUUUGGGUUUUAA